GCCCUCCCCCGGCUCUGUGGCUGUCAGAGACGCUGUUUGACGGGCUCGUCUGCCUACUGACGCACACCGACCGUCAUCCUCAACAUCCUGCUCGGCCAGAUCCACCGGCGGACCGUCACGACACGAUAACCAGACAUGCAGAUUUUUGUGAAAACACUGACGGGUAAAACCAUUACCCUUGAGGUGGAGCCCAGUGACACUAUCGAGAACGUGAAAGCCAAAAUCCAAGACAAAGAAGGUAUCCCCCCUGAUCAGCAGCGUCUCAUCUUUGCUGGCAAACAGCUUGAGGAUGGACGUACCUUGUCAGACUACAACAUCCAGAAAGAGUCCACACUGCAUCUUGUCCUGCGUCUGAGAGGGGGCAUCAUCGAGCCCUCUCUGAGACAGUUGGCUCAGAAGUACAACUGUGAGAAGAUGGUCUGCCGCAAGUGCUACGCUCGUCUGCAUUCACGUGCUUCCAACUGCCGCAAGAAAAAGUGUGGACACACCAGUAACCUGCGCCCCAAGAAGAAGCUGAAGUAAACAGCUGUCUGAGUCUGUUGUCAGUAUUUUCUAUAAAAGGUUUUGACAACUAAGAUUGUUACUAAUGCUUUUACUAUGGAGCGCCCACCACCAUACCACCUACAUUUCUGCCCCUCUCUGUCAAAGAAGUGCAGUGUACUUCUCUCCAUGCACGCUUCAUUAAAGAGAACACUGAAUCCAC
Messenger RNA from Myripristis murdjan (pinecone soldierfish), 703 nucleotides. Its product is annotated as ubiquitin-60S ribosomal protein L40-like. Bases 136 to 522 code for a protein of 128 amino acids. The transcript has 5 exons. Gene Ontology annotation, cellular component: ribosome. Gene Ontology annotation, molecular function: protein binding; structural constituent of ribosome. The record is from RefSeq and is a predicted model, not a curated record. Gene Ontology annotation, biological process: translation. NCBI's taxonomy places the organism in Eukaryota, Metazoa, Chordata, Actinopteri, Holocentriformes, Holocentridae.